Messenger RNA from Dufourea novaeangliae, 486 nucleotides. RefSeq lists its product as uncharacterized. Gene Ontology annotation, cellular component: cytosolic small ribosomal subunit; ribosome. The coding region runs from base 30 to 428 and encodes 132 amino acids. Gene Ontology annotation, biological process: translation. The record is from RefSeq and is a predicted model, not a curated record. Gene Ontology annotation, molecular function: structural constituent of ribosome. NCBI's taxonomy places the organism in Eukaryota, Metazoa, Arthropoda, Insecta, Hymenoptera, Halictidae. The transcript is spliced from 5 exons.
UUUGGCCGUUGUUGCGCUACUGUGCAAACAUGCAGUUACACAUCAGAGGCGAGCACACAACUGUUGUUGAGUCUCAUGAAAAUGAGACUAUUGCAGAAAUAAAGAAUAAGCUUGUGGAAUUACAGAGUGCUGCAAAUGUAGAAUGCAAUCUGUAUAAUUCUGGACUUCUACUAUCAAAUGAAACAUUAGUUGGAGAACUUGCAUCAAAUGUUUUAGAAUUAACCGUUUCUCUUCCUGGUGGUAAAGUGCAUGGAUCUCUAGCUCGUGCUGGUAAAGUAAAAGCCCAAACUCCAAAGGUUGAAAAACAGGAAAAGAGUAAAAAGAAAACCGGCAGAGCUAAGAGACGAAUUCAGUACAACCGAAGAUUUGUCAAUGUUGUUCAAACUUACGGCCGCAGACGUGGACCAAACGCUAAUCCUAAUUCAUAAUUGUAUAUACAUAUACAUGAUUUCGGACCAUGAAAAUAAAAUGAAAAGCUAAUUAUAA